CCGUCCGGCUUCAUCCUCUGUGCGCAUGCGCGUCGAAGUCAGAGGCUUUGAAGAGAAUGGCGGCAAAGCUUCCAAGCGGCGGGAAGGGCGGCAUCGCCGAGAAAGAGCCCGGCGCCAGGCCCAAGGAGAGGAGUGAGUGCAGGGGAAGAGUGGUCCCUUCAAGGUACAUGGAUUAUGGGAAGAAAGUGGAUGGAAAGUCCAUCUUAGAGAGCAGCCUGCAGGCUCCUAAAGGCCAGGAGAAAUCUUUGAAAAAGUUGACUACACAGGUUGCAAAAGGCAAAGCUUCAGCAGCAUUGCAGUCUACACUGCUGGACAGCCAUGAAAGUGUCCCUCCAACUCUGGAAGUGUCGGCCAUUAAAGCCACAGAGGCCAGUAAGAAGCAAACCCCCACCAAGAAGAAACAACCCUCCAACAAGAAAAAGCAACCCUUGGUCGAGACCUUGAUUCAGAUCCAGGAUUUUCAAUCGCUGCUCUUGACCUUUGCGGCUGUUCAGAUAGAGAAGAACCUGGCCCUUUUGGAGCAUGAAGGCGAGGGGAAACUGGCCAUCCUCUUGGAGGGGAGAGACCAGCUCCAGAGAGAAGCCAUGCACAAGGGAGGCUUGUUAGCGGAGAGGCAGAGACGGAGGCAGCUCAGCAACGCCUUGGAUGCACAGCUGGAAGCCCUGGGAUCCAUGGAGGAGCAAGGCAACCGCUUCCAGCAGGAAUACCAGGCUUUUGCCACUGCCCUGGAUGCCACACGUCAUGCAUUGCCCGUGAAGGAGAUCUACGUGCCAGAGGACAUGGGGCGAUACCUAGCUGAUCUGGAAACAGCCCUUUUGGAAAACAAACAACUUUUGGCUGAAGCCCUCAAGGAGCCCAGCAAGACCAAUGCCAAUGUCCGGAGGCCAGCCCAGGAAUUGCAGCAGGCAGCCCGGGAAGUGGCUCAAGAGCUGCCCAGGGCCUUUUCAGAGGUGGUUGAGCUCUCUGCAGAUGUCAGCAAGGAGGUCUCCCUGGUGGCCCAGAUGGCUGGGGAGGAGGCCAUGGGCCUGGAGGUGGCGAAGCUGCUCUAUUUUGGCUAGGCUUUCCAUGGGAUAUGGCUCUUCCACAGUCACAAUUGCACUUUCCAUAAGUCAGAAUUGCACUUCUUUGUAUAACAACAUGUUUGUAUUUUCUCA
Molecule: messenger RNA, 1154 nt
Organism: Anolis sagrei ordinatus
Lineage: Eukaryota; Metazoa; Chordata; Lepidosauria; Squamata; Anolidae
Gene: HAUS8
Product: HAUS augmin like complex subunit 8
Source: RefSeq, a predicted model, not a curated record